This is a messenger RNA of Physcomitrium patens, 1246 nucleotides long. RefSeq lists its product as uncharacterized. Gene Ontology annotation, cellular component: MIS12/MIND type complex. The record is from RefSeq and is a predicted model, not a curated record. Gene Ontology annotation, biological process: chromosome segregation. Lineage: Eukaryota; Viridiplantae; Streptophyta; Bryopsida; Funariales; Funariaceae.
GGGACUUAGUCUGAAAUAACUAUGGCUAUGGCCGUCAUAGGCACGAAGACCUUCUUCAAGGAGACUCCUCCGUGACUUUGUACAAACAAGUUUGAGCUCUGGAGUCGAAUCCUAGCUGCUGCAUUGAUUCAUCGCACUGAACGUGCGAUUUCGACUUCUCUCUAUGAAAAUUCUAUGAAAAGCAAUCGAGAUAGAAUAUCAAUCCACCAGACUUCAUAGCCCGAAACUGUAGAAAAGUGGCGGGUCUCUGAGCGAUCGGACGAGUUGAAAGAGCUUUUCCUAAGUAGAGGUUUGGGAAGAUUGCGACGCAACGGGAUUAUUCUGAUCGGAGCACGGUUGCGAACGGCGGAGCAGUGAUUUGAGGGAAUUGUCAGAGGACUUGACGUUAGGAGAUAUAUAUAUAUAUAUAUAUAUAUAUAUUGGUGUUAGCAGUUGAGCUUAGCGGUAGCAAUGGGGAACGACGGUGAGAAAAAAUUGAGGUACGAGGAUUUAUGGGAGACUCUGAACAUUGCGAGCCGCGGCGCCUUGGUAGCGGUUUCUGAAAAUGAAUUUGAAAAAUGCUUUCCGGAAUUCACGAAUGAGCAAAAAGAGAAGCUCUUCCUCAUUUACACCCGGGUAGUGGCAAAGCUUCAAGAAGAUGUGAUGUUGGAGUUCAAACCCCUAUGCGAAGCUUGGGAGCUAAAAGAGGUGCUUGAGGAAUUGGAGGAACUCAUAGAGCGUCACGAGUUAGGUGAUGUCUUAACUUCCAGGUCUGCGCCUCUUACUGAUGCCGUGCGUGCAAUGACAACCAAAAUCAAGCAAGAGGAAGUCGACAAACUUAAGCUCCUGGUUCAGCAGGAGGAAGAGCACGUUGCCCAGCUCAGACUGCAACGAGAGGCGCUGCAAGCGAAAGCCCGCGAGGAACCGACAGCUCUUGCAGCCACGCUUGGCAAGGUUCGCAGGGAACGAGUGGAAUUAAGUUUGUAGCGUAGUGGAGCCUUUGUUGAGAAGAUGGAGCGAAAUAAGAAUGUGUUGGGUAGCAGUUUAACUUGUAAGAGCUAGUGAGAACUUUGUGGACUGCCUUCGUCAUUAUGAUCUGGCUUGUUGACCUAAAUUUUUCCACGGAUGCAUUGUUUGAGUUUGUCACAAGCUUAGUGCCUUGAAUCGAGGGUUGACUUUGAAUUUCAUAGGAUGCGCCUCAUUCGGUUACAGGGCGUGGAAGAGCUAUGAUGUUGAACAAUUCCACAUAAUACUUACCUUGCAGUUA